Ilyonectria robusta is the source of this 861-nucleotide messenger RNA. RefSeq lists its product as uncharacterized. The record is from RefSeq and is a predicted model, not a curated record. Lineage: Eukaryota; Fungi; Ascomycota; Sordariomycetes; Hypocreales; Nectriaceae. The coding region runs from base 1 to 861 and encodes 286 amino acids. The transcript has 2 exons.
AUGGACAAAGAGAUCUGGGAAUUGGAUGACUGGACUGGUCGUAGUACAGUAUGUAGUCGGCGCUUCCAUCCAACCUCCUCCUCCUCUGUAACUGCAUCCUGUCUGUCCAUCCAAGUCCUAUCGCAGAUCAGACACCAACAAGGACACACACAGCGCUCCCACAACAACCACCUAAUUAACCACAAACCGCAACAACACUGCCUACCUACUACGUACCUACCCACUGCCCCCUUCCUCUCUCUCAAACAUGCUGCCGUCGGCCCAGUAAACAGCGCACCCCGUCCCCUGCUUCAUUGGUUCCCAUGGCCCUGCGCCUGGCCGUUGGGCGCUGUGGUGGGGGGGUUUGUUCCAGCUCGUCCGGGACCGGUACUGGAUACCUGGGCCAUGACCAAUUCACUGCAGCUCGCGCAUGUACCCAUGACCGGCCGCAGCCGCCAUUUUACCAUCUUGUCAGCGCCCCCAGCAAGUCAUAAUCUCUUCACGCCCACUGUCGUAGCCCAGCCCAGUCCAUCAAUCACAACUGGUACCCAGCAAGCCCAGGCUGCCAGGAGACCAGCAGACCAGCAGACCAGGAGCAAGGAGCCAGGCUGGCCCAGCCCUUUUUUUCCCUUUUUCCCUUUUUGCGAGAGAGCCUGUGCUAAUUGCCCCGGGUUGCUUGUGCUCGUGCUUGUGCCUGUGCCUAUGCUUGCUUGUGCAAAGACCCAGCUGAUAAAUCGUUCACCCAGCCGUCAUCAACGACUCCGUUGCCAUCUUUUCCCAUCCUCUCCUGCGUCUGCAAGUCAACCUUUCUCCCUCCCUUUCCCCUGGUCCAUCACUGCCCACCCACCCCUCGACUGCCCCCCCCCCCCGUUAAAAGCCUAA